This is a messenger RNA of Cutaneotrichosporon oleaginosum, 2580 nucleotides long. RefSeq lists its product as uncharacterized. Gene Ontology annotation, cellular component: Cul4-RING E3 ubiquitin ligase complex. Lineage: Eukaryota; Fungi; Basidiomycota; Tremellomycetes; Trichosporonales; Trichosporonaceae. The record is from RefSeq and is a predicted model, not a curated record. Gene Ontology annotation, molecular function: ubiquitin protein ligase binding. Gene Ontology annotation, biological process: DNA damage response; ubiquitin-dependent protein catabolic process; protein ubiquitination.
GCAGUGUUCAACUUCUGUUGGCCAUCAGACAAUCAGACAACGAGACAUUGUCUCCCCCAUCAUGGCAUCCCUCGUCGUCUUUCCGCACAAGACAGAUGCCUUCUCGGCCUACCGCCCCAGCCGGAACGCCCACACCGAUAUUCUCACAGCCUCUUCGUCCGCCAGCAACGGACGCGUGGUCACCGUCAAUGUCCAGCCACCAGUGCCCAAUGUUGAUUCUUUGAGUCAGCUGAAGGCGUUAGAGGCACAGGUUCCCCUCAUUCUGAACGGGAAACCCACAGAUAUUUCGUUCAACUGCAUCUCUGCGUAUUGCCGCAACCUCGUCUUGAACUCGCAGGUGUCUAUUGCCACCGUCUACGCAACCAUCAGCCGCGAGCUGGAUGCAAGAGUUGCAGGAAUAGCGAGGGAGUGCCAAGCGGCCAUCAUGGCCAGGACUGGCGAUUGGCUCCAGUUCUUCGUGUCCAUGUGGGAGACGUACAUCGAGCGAGUGCGCCUGCUAGCGGCUCUCUUCGCGUAUUUUGACCGUGCCCAUGUCAAAGAGGGCGUAAGCUGGUCUAACAUCACCGACCUGGCCACUCACUCUUUCCGCCGGACGAUUAGGAGAAAUAAGCUGCUAAACGAGAAGACGAAGGAUGAAGUGUUCGCAGGGAUUGACCUGGAACGCGCAGAGGAAAAGAUCAACGUUGGGCUGCGCAAUCAAAUCAAGCUCAUCGUGUCGAUCGAUAGCCCCUCGGAUGGGAUCUCUACGCUCUCUCGCUCGUUCAUCGAGCAGACCCAAGGACACUACGAAAGCUUGGCUGCCUCUUACGCCAGCAUGGUCCAACAGAACGAGCUCACUGGCUCAGAGUUUAUUCAAUGGGCUCUUGAUAAACAGGCCGAGGAGACGGUGCGCGCGGAGCAGUGCUUCGAACCUAGGGCGGUUGCGGAGGUCGUCGAUGUCUUCCAACAUGUUACAGGGGAGCUAGUCGCAGAUAAAGUGGUCCGGCAGGCAUUGGAUGAGUCAAUGUACCGCGCAGACACAGACGCAUUGAAUCGACUAUUUGUGUACUGCCAGCAGGCGAAGGCGUUGAAGAUCUUGACGAAGGCCGUCCACGAUCACAUCGAGACCAGGAUACGCACUGUUAUUGCAGACCCCGCCAACGACCGACAGAUGAUUGAGUCGGUGCUCAAGCUUAAACGCUUCGUGGACAAGGCGGUCGCCGACCUCUUCGAAGUUCCUGCCAAACUUAUCGACGCCACUGAAGCCGAGGAUGGCGACAUUGAUAUCGCAGACACACCUCACUUAAUCCAAAAACAGGAAGACCGAAUUAAGCAGUUGGAGAUGGAGGAAGCUGUGCGGUCUGGAUUCAAGGCCGGUCUGGGGACCCGAAAGAAUGCUCCAGCAGAGUGGAUUGCCAAGUAUCUGGACAUGACGAUGAGGAGGGGCCAGGGAUCAUCGUCAGAGCUCGAGUUCAACGUUCUCCUCGAUGAGAUUGUCGCUUUGAUUGGGUACACGCCCGAUCGAGACGUUUUCCGUGCCUUCUACACAAGCGGGCUCGCCAAGCGUCUCUUGUUAAACAAGAGCGCAAGCGAUGACAUGGAGCGCACCAUGAUCGUCAAGCUCCAGAAGGAAAUGGGCGACGAGUUUACAACCGGUGACAUCAUGCUGAAGGACCUCCAGCUAUCGGAGACACUUGUCAAGGCGUACCAGUCCGCGCGCGCCAAGGAUCCCAAUAGGUUCAAAGACGGCUCGGACUUUACAGCCAAUGUCCUCACCGAGUCCGCCUGGCCCACCUACCCGCUGCUGAAAGAUGGUUGGAACUUCAAGCUUACCCCCCAGCUGCAGUCGUCGAUUGAUACGUUCAGCGAGUGGUACACGACACAGCACAAGAACCGGGUGCUCUCGUGGCGCCAUCAGCUCGGAACCGUUACCCUCACUGCGCGCUUCGACAGUGGCAAGUACGAGGUUGGCGUCAGCCUCUUCCAGGCCAUUGUUUUGCUGCAGUUCAACGACGAAGAUGUCUUGGAUUUCACGGAACUGAAGAGUAGAACAGGCAUCGAGGCGUCCGAGCUCACUCGCACACUCCAGUCCCUCUCGCUUGGGCGAAAGGGCACACGCGUGCUCAUCAAGCGCCCGGCCGGCAAGGAAGUGGAGCCGACUGACAAAUUCGCGUUCAACAAGGCGUUCACCAGCGAGCGGAUGAAGUUCAAGAUCAACCAGAUCCAGCAGGACCUUUCGGCUGAGGAGUCGCGUCAGACAAACGAGCAAGUUGCGCUCGACCGCGUGUCUGUCCUUGAAGCGACCAUUGUUCGCAUUAUGAAGGGACGCAAGAAGCUCACGUUGCAACUGCUCAUCGACGCUGUGGUCAGUGACAUCUCCAAGCGUUUCCCGCCAGAUGUUAAGGAGAUCAAGAAACGGGUCGAGAGUCUGAUCGACCGAGAGUUCCUCAAGCGCGACGUCGAGGACAAGAAUGUGCUUCACUACCUCGCAUGAGCAAUUUGGUGAUGUUGAAUUCUAUAUGUGUAUGCUAUCAACUGGCUAUUAGGUCAUUAGAGUAGAUGUAUUAUGGAAAGAACGGAUGAAAUCCACGUCAUAUUGUU